Messenger RNA from Varanus komodoensis (Komodo dragon), 3111 nucleotides. RefSeq names its product DnaJ heat shock protein family (Hsp40) member C6 (gene DNAJC6). The record is from RefSeq and is a predicted model, not a curated record. Gene Ontology annotation, biological process: synaptic vesicle uncoating; dephosphorylation; clathrin-dependent endocytosis. NCBI's taxonomy places the organism in Eukaryota, Metazoa, Chordata, Lepidosauria, Squamata, Varanidae. Gene Ontology annotation, molecular function: phosphatase activity; clathrin binding. The transcript has 20 exons. Gene Ontology annotation, cellular component: vesicle; intracellular membrane-bounded organelle; postsynaptic density. Bases 1 to 2976 code for a protein of 991 amino acids.
AUGAGUCUUCUCGGGAGCUACCGGAAAAAGACCAACAAUGAUGGCUAUGAAUCUUUGCAGCUGGUGGACAGCAACGGUGACUUCUGCGGCAGCCGGGAGCGAACCGGCGGAGGCACUGGGGGCGGCGGAGGUAACAGCAGGGUGAUCCCCGCGGUCGUGGCGGCCGCAUCGGCAGCGAGGAGCCCAGGACGACAGCUGCAGCAUCAGCCGCUCGAUUCCAGCACCAUGGACAGCUCAGGUGCCUCAUCUCCUGACAUGGAGUCUAGUUAUGGUGGUGGCCUGUUGGACAUGAUGAAAGGAGGAGCAGGGAGACUCUUCAGUAACUUAAAAGAUAAUUUGAAGGACACACUGAAAGAUACUUCUACUAAAGUUAUGCAAUCUGUUGCAAGCUACACCAAGGGUGAACUAGAUAUUUCUUAUAUUACCUCAAGAAUUAUUGUGAUGUCAUUUCCUGGUGAAGGAGUUGAACUGGGAUUUAGGAAUCAUAUUGAUGAUGUACGGACGUUCUUGGAUUCAAGACAUCCUGAUCACUACACAGUUUUCAAUUUGUCACCAAAGUCUUAUCGUACUACCAGGUUUCAUAAUAGGGUAUCUGAAUGUAGUUGGCCAGUAAGACAAGCACCAAGUCUCCACAACCUCUAUGCUGUAUGCAAGAACAUGCACAACUGGUUGCAACAGAACCCCAAAAAUGUUUGUGUCAUUCACUGUAUGGAUGGUCGUGUAGCAUCAGCAGUCCUGGUCAGUGCAAUGUUCUGUUUCUGUCAUCUCUUCUCUAAUCCAGCUCCUGCCAUUCAGUUGCUAAAUUCAAAGAGACCUGGAAUAGUACUUUGGCCAUCCCACAGAAGGUAUGUAGGAUAUAUUUGUGAUCUAAUAGCAGACAAGCCUGUUCAACCUCAUUGCAAGCCUCUAACAAUCAAAUCAGUCCUCCUUAGUCCAGUACCCUGUUUCAACAAACAGAGAAAUGGUUGCCGGCCUUUCUGUGACAUCCUUAUUGGAGAAACUAGAAUAUUCACAACAUCACAAGAAUAUGAAAGAAUGAAGGAAUUCCGUCUUCAAGAAGGAAAAGUUGUAAUUCCAUUAGGAGUAACUGUCCAUGGCGAUGUAGUUGUUUCCAUCUACCAUAUGCGAUCAACCAUUGGGGGACGGCUUCAAGCUAAAAUGACAAAUACACAAAUAUUUCAAAUUCAGUUUCACACUGGAUUCAUAGCCCUGGGAACAACAGUAUUAAAAUUUACUAAACCUGAACUGGAUGCCUGUGACUCACCUGAAAAAUAUCCCCAACUAUUUCAUGUCCUACUGGAGAUAGAAAUAGAUUCCAUGGAUAGACAGACUGACCUAACUCCUCCAUGGGAGAACUUUACUACAAAGGACAUCAAUCCAAGCAUCCUUUUCUCAUCCCACCAGGAGCACCAUGACACCCUGGCCCUGGCAGGUAGAGGUUCUGUAGAUGCACCACAAGAUAACCUAAAGAAUGCUGGACAGGGGGCAUUCUUGUCAUCUCUCAGCUGGCAAGAUCAAAAAUUGGAGAGAAGCAGUUCUCACCCCAGCUCAGAGGACCGGGCAGUACUGGUACAUGAAGAAAGUGAGCAAUCAGAUGAUGAACUUUUGUCCCUGUCCAGUCAGCACAGUAGCACCAGCACUGAAAAAAUCCAUGGGGCACCAAAGCACAGCAAGAAGCACCAUGAGCCACCAGGCCCACCACCUACAGAAGAUGUGGACCUUUUAGGUUUGGAUGGCAGUCCUAUGAGCAAGAAUAUUCCAGCAGCAUCCAUUGCACCACCAUCUAAUUCAGACUUGCUGAGUGACCUCUUUGGGGUUGGUAAUUCUGGAGGACCAAGGCAAGGUGGGCAGUCAGCUGUUGAUGAUGUCUUUCAGAUGGGUGGAACUGGGUCUGCACAAUCCACCCCACAACGGCCUGCAGCUUCAGUGUCCCCAUCUCUGUCCCCAAGAGUAGAAGCAACCACCUUUGACCCAUUUGGGGGUAGUCCUAAAGAACCUGCCCCAGAUCUCCUAGGCUCUUUUCUUGGCUCAUCAAAAACCAGUCCUGAUCCUUUUCUUCAAUCGGCACGGAGUCCCUCACCUACAAUGCAUCCUACCAGUACACCAACUGUUUCCAUUCAACCAGACGUUUCAGGUGAUUGGGAAUGGCCUAACAAAUCAGGUGGUCUAGGCAUGGGGAGUAAAUCAGCUGCUACCAGCCCCACAGGAUCACUGCACAGCACUCCUACACACCAAGCCAAACCACAGACACUGGAUCCUUUUGCUGACUUGGGGGCUCUUGGAGCAAAUCUAACAGGUUGUCCUUUUGCAAGCAAACCUAGUACACCAACAGGGAUGGGAGGAGUUUUUCCUCCUAUGGGAUCACCACAAAAACCAUCUCCCCAGCCAAUGGGUGGGGGCAGCUGGCAGCAGGGCACUGGAUAUUCCUGGUCACAAUCACAGACGAAAGCCCAGCCACAUUCCUCUCCACAAAACAGGCCUAAUUAUAAUGUGAGUUUUUCUACAAUGCCUGGUGGCCAAAAUGACCGUGGAAAAGGAUCAGGCAGUUCGGAUUCUAAACCCAAAAUGUCUGCUGAUUUUGAGGACCUCUUGUCGGGUCAAGGUUUUAAUGCCCACAAAGACAAAAAGGGACCUAGAACAAUAGCAGAAAUGCGUAAAGAAGAAAUGGCCAAGGAGAUGGACCCUGAAAAGCUAAAAAUCCUUGAAUGGAUUGAAGGGAAGGAAAGAAACAUAAGGGCAUUGUUAUCCACAAUGCAUACAGUGCUAUGGGAAGGAGAGACAAAAUGGAAACCUGUGAGCAUGGCAGAUCUUGUAACUCCAGAGCAAGUAAAGAAGGUUUACCGGAGAGCAGUACUAGUUGUUCAUCCUGAUAAAGCUACAGGGCAGCCAUAUGAACAGUACGCAAAGAUGAUUUUUAUGGAGCUCAAUGAUGCCUGGUCAGAAUUUGAAAACCAAGGCCAAAAGCCCUUGUUUUAGCAUACUUCUUCAGAUAUUGCUGUAGACCUGUGCUAGUGCCCACAUAGUUCCUUGCCACAAGAUUUCAUGGCUGAAAUGAUAUCUGUCUGGAAAUGAGGAAAAUAAAACUUGCCCCAGUACUAAAACCUUUCUUCA